AUGGCAAAACACGCGCUCAGCAUACCCGAGGCAGAAUUGAAGCAACUAACGGCAACGGCAGCUGAGCUUGCAACCACAUAUUGGUCAUCGCUGAGCACGUUACCUACCUUUCCCUCGACCAGCGGUCCGCAAACAUUUGAACUGUUCACGAGACCCUGGGAUGAGGCCCCGCGCGGCUCAGAUGUGUUGCAAGACUUCAGCGUAAUCGCACAACACGGGCGGCCCUCGGUCGGCGGUUUCUUCGGCUAUGUGGCAGGCUCAGGUGAGCCAGUUGGCGCCAUCGGCGACCUGCUCGCAGGCGCCCUCAACCAGAACGUGACUGCUUGGCGCUCAGCGCCGUCGGCAGUUGUGGUGGAACGCACCGUGGUCAAGUGGCUCGCCGAAGCCAUUGGCUGCGAGGGCUUCAACGGCAGCUUGUGCGGUGGAGGGUCGGCUGCGAACUUGAUGGGGCUUGGCAUGGCGCGAGAGGCCAAGCUGCCCGCAAACGAAGAGGGCGUCAUAGGCGGUGUGGUUUAUGCUUCAGAAGAGGUGCAUAUGUCGAUCGCCAAGGCCGUCGCUCUGCUUGGCCUAGGCCGCAAAAACUUGCGCCUGAUCCCCACGGACGACCAGUUCCGCAUGCGGCCGGAUCUCCUACAGGAAGCAAUCGCCGCUGACCGGCGAGUCGGACUGAAGCCAAUUGCUGUUGUUGCGUCGGCGGGAACGGUCGCCACUGGGGCCAUAGAUCCGCUCGAGGAGAUUGCCGCUGUCGCCCGCAGAGAAGACUUGUGGCUGCAUGUCGACGGUGCGUAUGGGGCGGCCGCGGCGUUAGCCGUGCCGGAACGACUCAAGGGGCUGGCACUUGCAGAUUCGCUGUCUCUUGACGCCCACAAGUUCCUCUACCAGCCCAUCGACUGCGGGUGUCUCCUGUUCAGGGAUGCCCACUUCGCUCGCAAGGCAUUCUCGAACAGUGGCGACUAUGUCCAGGUGUUCAGCCAGGACUCGAUGGAAGCUUUCGCCUUCUUCGAUGAGUCCAUGGAGUUGUCGCGGCGCUUCCGGGCGUUGAAGCUCUGGAUGUCGUUCCAAUAUCAUGGGCGACAGGCGUUUCGUGAAGCAAUACUGCGUGACCUCGCCCACGCCCAGACACUGGCGACAGCUAUCGGGAAGGAGCCAGAUCUUGAGCUAUUAACGCCAGUAACAUUGAGUGCUGUUUGCUUCCGUCAUCGUAGCAAGAACAACCAGGCAAUCCUUACGCGCGUUAUUAAGAGAGGCCGUGUCUUUAUCUCCAACGCUACAAUCGACGGCCACUUUGCGCUGAGGGCCUGUUUCGUCAACCACCUUACAACAGAGGCUGAUGUAGAGGCCAUAAUAUCGGAAGUCAUUGAAGCGGCAGGCGAAGUCGAUUCUUGA
Penicillium daleae is the source of this 1386-nucleotide messenger RNA. Its product is annotated as pyridoxal phosphate-dependent decarboxylase family protein. The record is from RefSeq and is a predicted model, not a curated record. Lineage: Eukaryota; Fungi; Ascomycota; Eurotiomycetes; Eurotiales; Aspergillaceae. The transcript has a single exon. Gene Ontology annotation, molecular function: pyridoxal phosphate binding; carboxy-lyase activity. Gene Ontology annotation, biological process: amino acid metabolic process. The coding region runs from base 1 to 1386 and encodes 461 amino acids.